AUGUUUCUCUUUCUUCUUCCCCUUUCAUUUUUAAUCGCUCUCAUCAUCGUUGUAACUUGGAGACAGCACCCAAAGCGACUUAGGGUUGAUGCAUCGGCCUGGCAAAUCCAAUGCCUAAGACUGAUGAAAGAGCAAGGUCGCUAUGGAAUAGCAUCACUACUAUCAGACUUGAUUGACAAUGACGGUGCGGGUGCUUGGCCCCCCAAAACAAAUUACGAGACCUGGCCAGAGUCCUUGCAGCCCUAUAAAGAGAUCUAUCACGAGCUCGCUCCCAGCCUGCCUUCAGCACAGCCUUCGCUGGAAGAUGAUGUAAAUCAGGAAAAGCGCAACAGAUAUCGAUCCCGCAUGAGGAAGCUCCUCACCGAACGAAUUGAUAUUGUCGGUGUCGAGAAGCUCCUGAUCGCCGCUGAAGCAGGAAAUUGGGAUGUAUUCCCCCGUGACACUUACAAUGCCUUCUACUGCUGCAUUGCAGUUUGUCGUCACGCUUACAGAUGGGCAACAAUUCCCGUAGUCAAGGUCGCUCAGACUGAGAAGAUUGUUGAGUUUCCUCCGGAACUGGAAGUGCCUUGGCCUUAUCUCCAACGCGCCUUCGGGGUGGAGGCUGAUAGUGGGAAUAAUACGGCGAAUGUACUGCACAAUUUUGACGAGCAAGGAGAACGAGUCUUCAAGAUCAAUAUUGGGAUGUCCGAGAAGAUCAAGUCAUCCGAAGAUGCCUUUUUCCGUCUUUUCUAUGAUCUCGAAGUCCUGGCCCUACCUAUCUAUUAUGACAUGGUCCGCGCCAUCAUAUGCUUUGAAGAAAAGGGCAAUAUAUCAUGCUUGACACAUCUCCAAAACAUCACCUUCCGACUACGUCACCUCCUCAAGAUCUUCUACGACGGGCUCACCGCAUCUCGCGUUUCCCGGGAAGUAUGGCUAAGCUAUAUCCAGGGCUUCCAAGGCUGGGGUGUAGGGCGGAUAAUAAAUGGGGAGUACGUCAAGGAUGACGGACUAUCGGGUAAUCAUGUUUUGAUCUUCCAGGCACUUGAUGCGUUCUUGGGACUGGAUCAAUACUUGAGCGACGAAAACAUGGAUCGAUAUAUUCCUAUUCGACAAAGAGAUCUCUGUAGAGCCUUCAAGAAGUACUCGUUUCGUCAUAAGUUGAAGGGGCCGAUGGACUGCCAGAUUGAGGAUGAGUUUAAGAAGAUGGUGAACCAUAUGAAGUUAUUUCGGACCGCUCACCGAACGCGAGUGAUGCCAUAUCUUGAACAGCCAGCGCCGGAACGGCUUCUCAUGACUGCCGGAAAAUCAGUCCUUGAGGGACCGAACGCGAAAUCAGCCCUGAAGGUCUUAGACGACAUGUUGGUCACGCGAUUAAAACAGACUGCCUAG
Messenger RNA from Aspergillus alliaceus, 1368 nucleotides. RefSeq lists its product as uncharacterized. Gene Ontology annotation, cellular component: cytoplasm. The coding region runs from base 1 to 1368 and encodes 455 amino acids. NCBI's taxonomy places the organism in Eukaryota, Fungi, Ascomycota, Eurotiomycetes, Eurotiales, Aspergillaceae. The record is from RefSeq and is a predicted model, not a curated record. The transcript is spliced from 4 exons. Gene Ontology annotation, molecular function: indoleamine 2,3-dioxygenase activity; metal ion binding; heme binding. Gene Ontology annotation, biological process: 'de novo' NAD+ biosynthetic process from L-tryptophan.